AUGCAAGCUUCAGCCCGGGUCGGACCGACUGGCACAGCAGUGACCUGUGAGACGAGUCUUCUUUGCCACGAUGAGACCACGCUGUUGGAAUACAGUUACGUGCCUGGCAAUGGCAAUGCUGCUGUAUUUCGCACCCCCAUCGCCAUCGGCAGUCAAUUGCCGCCAUCGCACCCUCACACCCCCGUCGGCUCUUUUGCCAACCCUCCACGCCCACCCUUUGCCGAUCCUCCACACCCACCCUUUGCCGAUCCUCCACGCCCACCCUUUCCCAACCCUCCACGCCCACCCUUUGCCGACCCUCCACGUCCGCCCUUUGCCAACCCUCCACGCCCACCCUUUCCCAACCCUCCACGCCCACCCUUUGCCGACCCUCCACGUCCGCCCUUUGCCGACCCUCCGCGCCCUCCUCUGCCGCCCAACGGCUCUAUUCCCAGUGAGCCCCCUACUGCAAGUAGAGGCCCAGCUAGAACCACCACCGCUGGCACAAGAUCAAGCGCAAAGUGGGACGACGAUCUCACAGCGGACCUUCUCCGCUGUGUCAUAGCAGCCAUGCGGGAUGCAGGCAGGGCUACCUUUGCCAAAGUGCAGUGCUGGGAUGCUGUGUUCGCCCGAUGGAAUGCUCAGCAUGCCGACCUCAACUUCACAGAAUCGCAGCUGCGAAACCGGCUCAACGCGGUGAAGGCGUGGGUGAAAGACAUCAGGCAACUCAAGUCAAGGGUCCGCCCGGGAGUGACUUGGAACCCCGCUACCGAUCGCUUCGACCCGCAUUCCAUGGUUCGUGAUACUGAUAAUAUCACGAAGCAUGGCAAAUGGGAUGAUUAUAAACGGUGGGUCUACCACACCGCACCGUGGCUUAGCCUUGGCGAGCAGGUUGUACCCAAAUCCAGGUCCCGUGGCAGCAGCUACGCAUUGGCGACAGGGGAUGGCGACAGGUAUGACUCUGACGGCCCAGGUGGAGACGACCCCUCGAGUGGGGAUGAAGUGGCGGAUGCAGCGUAUAAUAGAGGCCGGCAGCGCCGCCGGCUGGGACUUGAGCAGAGCAGUCCUCACCCGUCUGUGCCUUCAAUGGCCACCAGAUCCCAUCCUCCUGCAUCCGCAUCCCCACCCCCCGCUCCUGCAGCAUCCCCCAUUCCCCCACACGCUGCAUCCCCACCCCCCGCUCCUGCUGCAAGCCCCACUACCGCACCCGCUGCACUCCCGUCCAUUGCAAGUAGAGACCCAGCUAGAACCACCGUCCAUAGCACAAGGUCUUUCCCAAUGUGGAACGAUGACCUCACAGCCGACCUCCUCCGCUGUGUCAUAGCGGCCAUGCAGGAUGCAGGCAGGGCUCCCUUUGGCAAAGUGCAGUGCUGGGAUGCUGUGUUCGCCCGGUGGAAUGCCCAGCAUGUCGAUUUGAACUUCACGGAAGCGCAGCUGCGAAACCGGCUCAACGCGGUGAAGGCGUGGGUGAAAGACAUCAGGGAACUCAAGUCGUGGGUUCGAGAAGGUGUGAACUGGGACCCUGCACGCGACUUCUUCGACCCGAGUACCAUGGUUCGUGAUCUCGAUAUCCCUCCGCGUAAAUGGGAUGAUUUUAAACGGUGGCUCACCCACACCGCACCGUGGCUUAGCCUUGGCGAGCAGGUGUCUCGUCAUGGUAGCCACGCAUGCACCACCACAGGGGAUGGCGACAGGUAUUACUCAGACGACCCGGGUGAAUACGACCUCUCGAGUGGGGAUGAUGAGGCGGAUGCAGCGUACACUAGAGGUCGGCAGCGCCGCCGCCCGGCACUUGAAAACAGCAGUCCGCACCAGUCUGCUGCUGCAGCAGCAAGCCCCAAUCCCGCACCCGCAGCAUCCCCUGAUCGCGCACAGCCCGCCCUCCCCCCUUAUGCCUUCCCCUCGCCCUCCCUCCAUCCGCCCCCCCUUGAUCUCCCCGUCCCCCCCUCGCACGCGAACACCUACGAGCUUGGGUUGCUGGGCAAUGGAUCGACAGGGACAGGUACAGGCGCGGGCGUGGGCACGGGCACAGGUACAGACGCGGGGUUGCGCGAACGGCGGGAGCGGUGGGAACAGGCAUUGAAAAGCGGCAAGUGGCGGCCGAUGUGGGACAACGAGCAGACAACAGCUCUUUUGGAGAUCAUUCGCGACGUGCUGCGCGCUCAGGGCACCCCUCUCCCCGGCAGGAUCGAGGACUGGGGGGCGGUGCACCGCGAGUGGUUGAGGCGGGGGUUACCACGGUACUCAAAGGAGCAGUUGAGAAUUCGGUGCAGUUCGGUGCGCGGGUGGGUGAAGGAUAUUCAGUUUCUGCAGGAGCUGCUACCGCCUGAAGUCACCUGGGACCCCACCACUCAGCCCUUCAACCCCGACCCCGAGCUGGGCAUCAGCCUGUGGCUGAAACAACAUGGGCAGUGGGAGCACUACAGGCGGUGGUGCAAGCACACGGCGCCCUGGCUGCCCCUCGCUCUGCUCAACGCCCACACUUGCCCUGCUGAGGUUGAGUGGGAGGAGGAGGACGAGGAGGAGGCGGAUUGGGGAGAAGGGGAGGGAGAGGAGGAGGAUGUGGAAGAGGAGGAAGAUGAAGUGGUGGAGGUGCGGGCAGGUGGGGAGGGGAAUGGGGAGGCGGAGGAGGAGGCUGAGGAGGUGGAGCGGGGAGAGGGAUGGGGCGAUGGGAGCCGAGUGCGGCGAGUGGCAGGGAGGUAUAGUGAUGGAUCAGGAAGGAAUGUGCGGCGGCGGGGAGACAGAGAGGGGGUGGAGGCACGGGGGCCGAGUGGAGAGCGGUGGAGGGGUGGAGAGUUGGAUGGUGAUGAGUGGUUGGGGACGUGGAGGAUGGAUGCGUUGCAACAGGCUGCACAGGGAGGGGGUGUGAGGAGCAGAGAGGGACGAGAGGGUGUGGAAGGGCGUGGGGUUGGGAGUGGCGGGGGCGGGGCUGCACAGGGGAAUGGUGGAGUCGACUGUGCAGCUGACGCUCCGCGGGUCAAUGGUGUUCCGCGUGCUGACGUGGCUCGUGCUGAUGGGACUGGUGGUGCGAGUGCGGAUGAGAGGGACGAGUACCCUGCGAGGCUGGCAGCGCGGAUCGCUGGCAUGGCGGCGAGCAGGAGGGAGCAAGGGGAUGGAAGAGGAGGAAACGCAAAUGCAUGGCGCGGGGUUGGAGCUCCUGAGGGACAGAAUAGGGGGGAGGAGAGGCAGGGAGGGGGGCGAGAGGAGGAGGGGAGAAGGGGGAGGGGUGUGAAGCGGUCGAGGCCGGUGUGGGUGCAGGUGAGGGAGAGGAAGCGGCAGCGGCGGGUGAUGGAGAGUGUGGCGCGUGCCCUGAUUGUGUUCCGGGGCAAGGCGAAGAAGGGGCAGACACACGUGUACCGAGACGCGGUUGCGGACAGCGUGGUGAAGGCGGUGCAGGACGUGCAGGCGCUGCCCUCCCUGACGGACGAGCAGCGCGUGGCGGCCAUCGAUGCCUUCUUGCAGCGCCCCCUCGAUGCCCACGCCUUCAACGCCAUGCGCCCCGCCCUGCAGACCCUCUUUGCUCUGCGUGCUCACGCCCAGGCCGUUGACCGGCAGCUGGCAGGGAUUCAAGCUGCUGCUGCUGCUGCUGCUGGGGGGGGAGAUGGGGCGCUCACAGACCAGCUCCUUGCCCCGCUGGCCGGCGUGCAGGCAGCCUCUGCUGCUGGAGGGGAUUCGCCCCUGACUGACCAGCUCCUUGCCCCUCUGCAGGGCGUGGCUGCCGGUGUUGGGGUAGCGAGGGGGGAAGUGGCGAGCGGAGCGGGGAUGGGGGGGUUGGGUGGGGUGGGGGAUGUGGCGGGGAUGGGCGCAGGGGGGGUGGGAUUUGGGGGGAACGGGGUGGGGGGGAUGGCGACAACGGGUGUGGGAGCAGCAGGGAUCGGAACAGCAGGGAUGGGAACAGCAGGGGUGGGAGUGAGAAGCAUGUGGAUGGCUGAAACUCGUAGAGGGGGAAUGGGAUCGGGGAUAACUCGGAUGGGGGAAACAGGGUUCGGUUGGAGGGGUUUGGGAACGGUAGGAGAAACGGGAGCGGAGAUGGCAGAAGGUGGGAGUGUGGGUGUGGGAAUGGCAGCAGCGGCAGUAGCAGCGGCCUCAGCAGGAGGAGCGAGGGGUGUACAGGGUGUGGGCGGGGGAGGAGGAGGGCCUGGGGUGGGAGGAGGCGGAGGGGUAGGAGGGGCAGAGGGGGUAGGAGAAGCAGCUGGGGCAGCAGGAGCAGCUGGGUUGGGUGGCACAAGUACGUUGGGCAACGUAGGUGGGACGGGCGGCACAGGUGGGUUGGGCGGUACACAAGGGGCGGGCAGCACGGCAGGGCUGCAGCUGCUGGGGCAUCGCGUGCAGGAGUUUCUGCGACAGAACCUGGGAGCAGUCAACGCCAGUCAAGGGGCAGUCAAUGCUGGUCAAGGGGGGGUGGCUGGUACUCCAGUGGUGGUCAACGGAAUCCAAUGCGAGUGCCCUGAGUGUGUGGCUGCUAGAAUGCGUCAAGGCACAGUCAACGCAAGUCAACAGAUGGCCAGUACGGAUCAACAGGCAGUGAAUGCUGGUCAAGGGGCAGUCAAUGCUGGUCAAGGGGCAGUCAAUGCUGGUCAAGGGGGGGUGGCUGGCACUCCAGUGGUGGUCAAUGAGCAUCAACGCGAGUGCCCUGAGUGUGUGGCUGCUAAAUUGGCGGCCAGUAUGCGGCAAAGGGCUGUUAAUGGGAGUCAACCAGUGGUCAAUGCGAGUCAACCAGUGGUCAAUGCGAGUCAACCAGUGGUCAAUGCGAGUCAAACAGUGGUCAAUGCGGAUCCGACGAAGAGAGUGGCAGCGAAUCAGGCGGAGACAGCUGUCGGCGAAUUAGGGUUCGGUGCAGGUCGUGUGGGGACGGCUGCUGUGCUACAGACAAGAAAUGGUGGUCCAUCUCCAGUCAACGCUGGUCAAGCACCAGUCAACGCUGGUCAAGAAACAAGAAUUGCCGGUGAAGGAGAAGACAAUGCAGGUCAAGGGGUGGUCAAUGCAGGUCAAGGUGGGGAGUUGAGUAGUGAGGAAGAGAAUUUGAGUGCUGGAUGGGAUACGAGUGAGGGCGAGGAGUUGAGUGAGGGGGAGGAGUUGAGUGAGGAGGAGUUGAGUGAGGGAAGGGGAAUUGUGUGUGUGAGGGACAAUGGAGCUAUUGCGUAUGAAGCGGGGGCACUUGAGAAUGAGGGAUUGUGGCACGUCUGA
This is a messenger RNA of Closterium sp. Naga37s-1, 5166 nucleotides long. The record is from the annotation of a GenBank genome assembly. NCBI's taxonomy places the organism in Eukaryota, Viridiplantae, Streptophyta, Zygnematophyceae, Desmidiales, Closteriaceae.